AUGGCCAAAGGAGAUUACACCCUCGCAGAGGGUUGUCCAUACCCGCGGAAUGACACAAGUGUUCAGCUUCGAAAUGGAGGAGGUGGUGGCUUGGUUCUCCUCCAAGACACACAGCUUAUUGAGACGCUAGCUCACUUUGCCCGCGAGAGAAUUCCCGAGCGGGUUGUCCACGCUAAAGCAGCUGGAGCAUACGGAGAGUUCGAGGUUACCCAUGACUGCACGGAUAUCACUUCUGCCAGCUUCCUUAACAAAGUUGGGAAAAAGACCAAAGUUCUCCUGCGCAUAUCCACUGUCGGGCCAGAACGAGGCUCGGCCGACACAACACGUGAUGUCCACGGGUGGGCCAUGAAGCUCUACACAGAUGAGGGGAAUCUGGACUGGGUUUUCAACAACACUGACGGCACUUUCAAGUAUAUCAAAGUGCACAUCAAGACGACGAUUGGGGUCAAAAAUUUCGAUCGCGAGACCGCGACUAAGGUAGCCGGCGAAAAUCCGGACCAUCUCGUUGAUGACCUCUUUGGGGCAAUUGAAAAAGGAAACUACCCUGUGUGGGAAGUUUUUGUGCAAGUCAUGGAUCCUAAGGAGGCCGAGACCUACAAGUACAACAUCUUUGAUAUGACGAAGGUGUGGUCGCACAAGGACUUUCCUCUGCGUCCUAUUGGUCGUCUGACCAUGAACCGCAACCCCAGAAACUACUUUGCAGACAUCGAACAGGCCGCAUUCUCGCCGUCCAACAUGGUACCCGGAUGGGCUCCAUCCGCAGAUCCGAUGCUCCAAGCUCGCAUGUUCGCCUAUCCGGACGCUGCUCGCUACCGCCUUGGCGUCAACUACCAGCAGCUUCCCACUAACCACGCCGUGGCUCCCGUUUACAGCCCCUUCCAACGUGAUGGCUUCAUGACAUUCACCGAAAAUUACGGCGAAGACCCCAACUAUAUCGGCUCCAUGCUUCAGCCAACCACGUUCCGAGCCUCUGCCACUACUGGUAAACAGGUUAGCACCACACUGACGGAACAUGAGAAAUGGGUUGGCGAGGUUUCAUCGUAUACCAGCAAUAUCCAGCCAAUAGAUUUUGAGCAGGCAGCUGGCCUCUGGAAAGUUCUCGGCCGUGAGCCUGGCCACCAAAACCGGCUAGUUCCCGGGGCUGCUGCGGAGACGACACAGUUCACCUUCGUUGUCAACCAAGACCAACGAAGCGAAGGGUUUGAAGGUGGAGAGGGUGAUGUGCCUUAUGCACUGCAGCAGGACGGCUCUGAUUCCCAGCACCAGUCGGCAGCGACAAGAGGGAUCCCAACCCAGCUUCUCACAGGCCUCAACCAUGCGUUGGCAGGUUGCCAGCUCGAUCCGUUCGACAUGUUCCCGGUACGAUUGACGGCACAGCAUCACAGGCUCCUUCAUCACUGGCUGUGUAUCUACGCAACAAUGAUGUUCGAACAGCCUCCUGCAGACGCCUUCAACCCGAUGCGCGAUGUCUGGUUUCCCCUGGAUCUAUCAAACGCGGCAUCAUUCAAUGCCAUCAUGGCUCACUCCGCUGCUCAUCUCGCACGACUGAACGGCAUCAAGUUCUCCCGCGAGGCUUUCCGCUACAAGGCCGAGGCGCUGCGCAUUGUCCGGCUCUGGAUGCAGGACCCAGCCCGCACUCUCAGCGACGAGGUUUUUGCUGCGGUCCUCCGUCUUCUCACAUACGAGCGAUAUUGGGGUACCGAAGCCGAAUGGCGUGUGCAUCGGGAUGGUCUUCAACAGAUGAUCGAGGCACGGGGUGGCAUCGCAUCACUUCACAGCAACUGGCGGCUCGAACUGGUCACGUAUCUAUACAGCGUUUCCUUGAUGUCCAGGCCAUCGUGGUUUGACAGCUCCAACAAUUUGUUCGAGCUAUCGGAGCAGCCCCAGUCGACCGGUUUGCAGUCUGCAGACAGUGAUGAGCAUCUGCAACGCGUGCGUGGCCUGUGGCUCCUCUCUUUCAUCCAGGACAUGCGCACGUUUUUAGUCGACUGUCUUGCACACGGCAGCCGGACUGUACGCCAGUACAAUGGCGUGCAAGAGGCUACGCUCUUUCUGCAGGCAGACAUGAAGCGUCGCAUGCUCGACCCCAACCGCCUAGAUGAGUCUGAUUUUUGCUCGUCGGCCGAGUUCCAGCGUCUCGCUUGCAUCUUUUUCAUAUGCAUCCUCCUGCAGACGCCAUUGGGUGAGCCUUCAUUCCCAGUCGACAGCAGCAGUGCCAGCAGCAUCAGCAACAUCAGUAGCGUCAGCGGCAGCAUUAGUAGCAUCAGCGGCAGUACCAGCGACGGUGAGACCGAACUGCUGAGCAAGACGAGUGGUCUGGCACUCAUGGAUGCAUUUCUGCUCUCCAGUCGUGGCCAGACAGAAUCAGUGGAAGACCUGUACACGCGGUUGUUUUACCAAUUUGCGGAACUGCCAGACAUUGAUCGGAAGACCAAGUAUGCGCUACAAAUGACACAUGUUCUGGCGUCUCUUAGCAAUGAGGCCCGCCGUGGGGUGGAAAGAUGCCUGUUGCGGAUCAUGCGUCGUGCAUCCGGUGGAGAGGGACAUGGGGGCGACUAUGGGAGGCAGUCAGAAGAGCACUGGACACCAGAUGACUUGCUCUCGUCAAUACGGGGUCUGUGA
Grosmannia clavigera kw1407 is the source of this 2622-nucleotide messenger RNA. RefSeq names its product peroxisomal catalase. Gene Ontology annotation, cellular component: peroxisome; mitochondrion; cytoplasm. Bases 1 to 2622 code for a protein of 873 amino acids. Gene Ontology annotation, molecular function: catalase activity; heme binding. The record is from RefSeq and is a predicted model, not a curated record. Gene Ontology annotation, biological process: hydrogen peroxide catabolic process; response to hydrogen peroxide. NCBI's taxonomy places the organism in Eukaryota, Fungi, Ascomycota, Sordariomycetes, Ophiostomatales, Ophiostomataceae. The transcript is spliced from 11 exons.